Messenger RNA from Exaiptasia diaphana, 1698 nucleotides. RefSeq lists its product as uncharacterized. The transcript has 2 exons. The record is from RefSeq and is a predicted model, not a curated record. NCBI's taxonomy places the organism in Eukaryota, Metazoa, Cnidaria, Anthozoa, Actiniaria, Aiptasiidae. Bases 127 to 1362 code for a protein of 411 amino acids.
AGGUUAUUGUGAAGUACGAUAAUCGAUAACACAUCGACACUGCUCAUCGUUUGAUAAUUCAACAAUCUGCUGCUCUAUUUGAGAUUAUUGAAUUAAUCUGAUCCAUUCACAGAACACAAGGUAAUCAUGAUGGUCAGCGGUCUCAGCACCAUAGUCAUCACAACAUUUCUCAAAGUCUGUACUGACGUCACAAGCCGACGCCCUGUGACCAUCUACAGGCCGCAAUGCCCCCCUGGGUACUGCUCCCUAGGAGACUAUGCUCAAGAAACGCAUUCCCAUGCACCAAACUAUGGCGUCACACUAUGCUUUCGUGCCAAUAACAACAGCACCUUGCUUGCAAGGCCUCGUGGGUUCACCCAAAUAUGGAGUGCUGAGCAUGAUGGGUAUGAUGAUGCAAUGAGUGGAAGUGGUUCAGGGUCUGGGUCAGGAUCCUCUGAAUCGUAUGAGUCACAAAAAAUAGUUUCAUUUUGGCGAGCUAUUCCUCCAUCUGAUGAGUAUGUCUCAAUUGGGGAUAUGGUUACCACAAACUAUGAACAACCCUCCACAAAGAUGACAUGUGUUGUACAUAAGUCCUUGGUUACUACAGCAAACAGUGGCCGGAGGGUCUGGCGGGAGCAUUCAGGAGCAGCCAGUAUCUGGAUGACGGGCCGUAGCGAUGAAUACCUGGACCUUAGAACAUUUAGGACCAACGAUAACAAAGAUGACCCUGGAAACUUUAGGGCUCUUAUUUUAGAAGUACUCCCACCACCACAUGAUGGCACUUUUAUUAAAAGAACCAUAAGAGGAAAUGACCUUAAAUUGCUGUAUAAGUACCAAAAUGGAGAGGCCUAUGAGAGUGUUAACAUUUAUGUGCCUCAGCCACCUCCAGGAUUUGUGCCCUUGGGAUUCUAUGCACAAAAAGGACACAAAAGAAAUCAAGAUGCACAAGUUACUGUUGUCAAGGUGAUGACUACCUAUGGAUCACGACUAAUGCUCACUCCUGCUGGAUAUCGCAAGGUUAUGGAAUAUAACGACCAUCAUAAUAACAGCAUAUUAACAUACUGGAGACCGAUUUCUGCCCCUGGGUACUACUGCAUGGGAGACAUUGUCACUAUCAAUCAACACAAUGUGCCAUCAUCAGAUACAAUAGCAUGUCUGCAUUGGAGUCUUGUUAUGUCCAGUCAACGAGGGUCAAGGAUUUGGUGGAGUAAAAAUCACCCUUACAAACACACCCAUACCAAGAAUGAUUUUACCCUGUGGGGGGUAGGGGGUAGGGAGUUCUGUGAAUCACCAAAUACAUUUAUUGCACAUCCUGGCUUUGUAACCCCACCUUCCGAGAGGCUGUUAUUCCACUGCCUUCCUAACCAAGGCAUUGAAAUCUAGUACCCAGUCUACACACAGGUAGCCCAUAACAUCAGUAAUAUACUACAUCUAGUACCCAGGUUACCAGCAACUGAACAUCAUGCAGGUAGCCCAAGGAUAUUGAAAUAUAAAACAAAUCUAGUUACAAAGAUACUUGACAAUACAAUUAUAAUCUAAAUCGUUACAACACAAGACUUGUAUGUUCUAACAUGUGUUAAUAUUACCAGUAUAUUCCCUUUGAUUCCAUAACAGUGGUUUCAUAUGACAACAAUUCAAUAUACAUAUAGUACGAAAAAUUAACAUUGUCAGUAUUCCUUUUGAUUUAAUUGCUGAAUAAAUCUAACAUAAACAGCAAAA